Molecule: messenger RNA, 1124 nt
Organism: Trichoplusia ni (cabbage looper)
Lineage: Eukaryota; Metazoa; Arthropoda; Insecta; Lepidoptera; Noctuidae
Product: odorant receptor Or2-like
Exons: 4
Coding region: 61-441 (126 amino acids)
Biological process (GO): sensory perception of smell; detection of chemical stimulus involved in sensory perception of smell
Cellular component (GO): plasma membrane
Molecular function (GO): olfactory receptor activity; odorant binding
Source: RefSeq, a predicted model, not a curated record
CUUAAUGUCUUUCUGAUUUUCAGACAAUAUUCACUCUUUGACGCCUUGCUGUCACCAACAAUGUUUAUGUAUGUCUUGUUAUGCUCAAUAACAAUUUGCGGUAGUGUUGUCCAGUUUACUUCGAAAGAAGUAACAACAUCUCAAAAGCUUUGGGUCAUCCAGUACACGACUGGCUUAGUUUCGCAACUCUUUCUAUACUGUUGGCAUAGCAACGAAGUGACGCUUCAGAGUAUGGAAGUCGAUAGAGGGCUAUACAACAGUGACUGGUGGCAAGGCGAUGUACGUGUGCGCAAACAGCUUUUGCUGUUAGCCGGGAAGUUAAACCAACCUUUCGUGUUGCACGCUGGGCCUUACACAACGCUUUCUGUACCCACCUUCAUUGAAAUAAUUAAAGGGACCUACAGUUUCUUCACGCUGUUUUCACAGUUUCAAGAAGAUUAAUUAUUUUAUGAACUAUCACAGUUUUUUUUCACAAUAUAAUGUUAGUCUUAUAAUACAAUUGUUAUUUCUUAGAAACUUUCUUAACUUUGUAUUCUUCUUCUCACUUGUGAAUUUAUGAAUAAAUUUUCUUAACCUUGCUACACUUCAAGCUAAUGUUUUUUCUUCCAAGAAUAUUACAAUCAAUAUAUCAAGACAUUAUUAUGAUAAGUAUACCUAACCAAUCUACAGAAACUAAUAAGAAUGCGUCAUACAAAAACACUACCUUUCAAACUUUUUCGAAUAAAAUACAUUUCAACCCUUCAAUUUUCCUGCCACUUUAACUCAAUACUACAAUUUUGUGAUCGCAGUAGACAUUUGACGAGGUGUCCGUAAAAAUUACAAGGUUAAGAUACCAAUCUUGUUUAAUAUGCAGACCAUCAAUUUGUUUGUACAUGUCUGUCCGCCCCUAAACACUGACUAAACUGACAUGUUUAAAUCUAUUUUGUUGUCUUUUUGUAGAAUUUUGAUUGUUUGAAAAAAGAUUCAAUCAGCUAUAACGGAACUGUCUUAGUAUUUGACUAGUAAUUUGGUAUAAGAUAAUUUCGAAUGAAACGUAAUGUCAAUUGUGUUGAAGCACAAAAUAAUGAAAACUUUACAGGAACUCAAUCACCGCAAGCAAACGAGACUGUACCUCUCAAUGAGAC